Molecule: messenger RNA, 1104 nt
Organism: Kwoniella botswanensis
Lineage: Eukaryota; Fungi; Basidiomycota; Tremellomycetes; Tremellales; Cryptococcaceae
Exons: 9
Coding region: 1-1104 (367 amino acids)
Source: RefSeq, a predicted model, not a curated record
AUGUCAAUUUUCCAUAUAAUCCUAUUCCUCUAUUUCCUUCUCACCCGUCAAUCCCACGCAUCCCUUGCAUCCGACGGAGUGUAUGCCUCAUCAAAUGAAGACCACCUGAUCUAUCCCUCCACACCGAUGAACAUCCCAAAGGUAUUGGUAUAUACCUAUACGGAUGGGUUCCGACAUGAUUCAAUAUCAACUGCUAUCUCCGUUUUGGUUAGUGAGGGCGUAAGGUGGGGAGUGGAUUUCGAUUUUACAGAGAAUAAAUCGUCAUUCAAGGAUGAUUAUCUCAAACAAUACGAUGCAUUGAUGUUCAUCUCAGUCACUGGUGAUGCACUCGACGACCAAGGUGAACAGGCUUUUCAUCGAUAUAUCCAAUCAGGCGGUAACUUUGUCGGUGUCCAUGCAUCGACUUGCGCUUUGUACAAUUCUUCUGUGUAUAAUGCUACAAUAGGUUCACAAUUCGAAUGGCAUCCCGUUAUACAAGACGCGACGUUCGUACGAUCGAAUAUCAGUCACCCUGCCACUGCUAAUAUUCCUGAUCAAUGGAGAUUUGCUGAGGAAGUCUACUACUUCACCUUUGAUCCUCGCGAUAACGGUGUGGUCGUCAUUCUUACAGUCGAUGGGUCAAGCUAUAACAAUGAGAGCUAUACGUCCAACUCGGGAGAUCCCCAUCCGAUCGCAUGGUAUAUCAACCCUCCUUCUACCUGUCAACCUCUUCAGGAAGGUGCAGUUGAAGCUGGAAGAUCUUUCUACACAGCUUUGGGACAUUCCAACGAGACAUGGCAGAACGAGACCUUCAUCAAUCACCUAUUAUCAGGUCUGACAUGGGCUUUGGAUGGUGCAUCGACCAGAGCAUACGGUGAAGGUGUAGUCGGAAGUGAGAAUCCUCGUCCCACUUUCUCUUCAAGUACCGAUUCUCCUACCUCUUCUCCUACUCACCCCGGUCAUGCACUUCAAGUUACCUCUGGUGUGGGUAAAGUCUUAGCUUCACACCUUACUGAUCCAUGGCUUUGUUUGGUUGUUGGGUUUUCGAUGGGAUUCAUUUCAUUCCCUAACGGUGUAUUCGUCAUUCUGUUAAUUGUUAUAAUAGGCAGUAUAGUCCUUUUGUAG